GUUAGUGUUGAAGUUUAGUGUGUUUGUUGACUAGCUGCACAGCUGUAUACAAAAUAGCUUUUCCUUAAUCAAAGAUGACGGAUUUUGAUAAUGUUCAGGACGAAGAUGCCAAAUUGUGUCCAUUUUUUCAACAGCAGAAAGAAGAGUGCUAUAAAUUCUUCGAUGAAUGGACCGAUCCAGAGCAAACGGACUUCAUCCAAUCAUGCCUAGCCAAAAUGUCUCACCACCAGCACAGUCAAAUCAACACCUAUCUUAGACCCAUGUUGAAACGAGAUUUUAUUUCUCUUCUACCAAAGAGAGGUCUAGAUCAUGUUGCAGAGACUAUUUUAUCCUAUCUUGAUGUUGGUUCACUUAGAUGUGCUGAACUAGUUUGCCGCGAAUGGUAUCGUGUUAUAACAGAUGGAAUGCUAUGGAAAAAGUUAAUAGAAAGGAAGGUUAAAGCAUAUCCUAUAUUUGCAGGCCUGGCAAAACGUAGAGGAUGGAUUCGGUACCUUUUCAAGCCAGCUCCCGGUGAGCAACAUCCCAAUCAUCUUUUCUACCGUAGAUUGUUUCCUAAAAUAGUUAGAGACAUCGAAAAUACCGAAAGAAAUUGGAGAGGAGGAAGACAUAAUUUACAACGUAUUAACUGCAGUAGUGAAAGUAGCAGAGGAGUUUACUGUUCACAAUACGAUGACCAAAAAAUUGUCAGUGGUCUUCGUGAUAAUACAAUAAAAAUAUGGGACCGAAAUACACUUGAGUGCACAAAUGUUCUAACGGGACAUACUGGCUCAGUUUUGUGUCUACAGUUUGAUGAUAAAGUAAUUGUAAGUGGAUCUAGUGAUGCUACUGUCAGAGUGUGGAACGUCGAAGGAGGUCAACCAGUCAACACAUUAAUACAUCAUUGUGAAGCCGUUCUUCAUCUACGUUUCAACAAUGGACUUAUGGUCACUUGUUCUAAAGACAGAUCUAUUGCUGUUUGGGAAAUGGUAUCACCAAGUGAUAUAACUUUAAAAAGAGUAUUAGUAGGUCAUAGAGCAGCUGUUAAUGUUGUUGACUUUGAUGAGAAAUAUAUCGUUUCUGCUUCUGGAGACCGAACUAUUAAAAUUUGGAACACUUCUGAUUGUGAUUUCGUAAGAACUCUAAUUGGACACAAAAGAGGAAUAGCUUGUCUACAAUAUAAAGGCAAUUUAAUUGUUUCUGGUAGUUCUGACAACACCAUACGCUUAUGGGAUAUCGAAUCAGGUACAUCAUUACGUGUUUUAGAAGGCCAUGAAGAGCUUGUUAGAUGUAUUAGAUUUGACCAUAAAAGAAUAGUCAGUGGAGCUUAUGAUGGUAAAAUCAAAGUAUGGGAUUUAGUCGCUGCAUUGGAUCCUCGAAAACCUGAUUCAUCUUUAUGCCUCCAAACUCUGAGUAAGCACACAGGCAGAGUAUUCCGUCUACAGUUCGAUGAAUUCCAAAUAGUUAGCAGCUCUCAUGAUGACACAAUUCUCAUCUGGGACUUUCUUGGGCCUGAUGAUGCUUCGCAAGAGACGUUUCUGGGUAACCUUAAUAUAAUAUUCUUUAUUAGUAGUAAUUUAUCAACUAAUUAUUUGUGCUUCACAUCCGAUAGAGCUUGGGAAACUAAGAUGACGGAUAUUGAUACCGUUAAGGACGAGGAUAGCAAAGUACGUCCAUUUUUUCAACAGCAGAAAGAGGAUUGUUAUAAAUUCUUCGAGGCUUGGACCGAUCCAGAACAAACAGACUUCAUUCAAUCUUUAUUAGCCAAAAUGUCUCACCACCAGCACAGUCAAAUCAACACCUAUCUUAGACCCAUGUUAAAACGAGAUUUUAUUUCUCUUCUACCAAAGAAAGGUCUUGAUCAUGUUGCAGAGACUAUUUUAUCUUAUCUUGAUGCUGAUUCACUUAGAUGUGCUGAACUAGUUUGCCGGGAAUGGUAUCGUGUUAUAUCAGAAGGAAUGCUAUGGAGAAAAUUAAUAGAAAACAAAGUUAAAACGGAUCCUUUAUGGAAAGGCCUGGCUAGACGUAGAGGAUGGAUCCGGUACCUUUUCAAGCCAGCUCCCGGUGAACAACAUCCUAAUCAUCUUUUCUACCAUAGACUGUUUCCUAAUAUAAUUAGAGACAUCGAAAAUACUGAAAGCAAUUGGAGGGGAGGGAGACAUAAUUUACAACGUAUUAACUGCCGUAGUGAAAGCAGUAAAGGAGUUUACUGUUUACAAUAUGAUGACCAAAAAAUUGUCAGUGGUCUUCGUGAUAAUACAAUAAAAAUAUGGGACCGAAAUACACUUGAGUGUACAAAUGUUCUAACGGGACAUACAGGCUCAGUUUUGUGUCUACAGUUUGAUGAUAAAGUAAUUGUUAGUGGAUCUAGUGAUGCUACUGUCAGAGUGUGGAACGUCGAAGGAGGUCAACCAGUCAACACAUUAAUACAUCAUUGUGAAGCCGUUCUUCAUCUACGUUUCAACAAUGGACUUAUGGUCACUUGUUCUAAAGACAGAUCUAUUGCUGUUUGGGAAAUGGUAUCACCAAGUGAUAUAACUUUAAAAAGAGUAUUAGUAGGUCAUCGAGCAGCUGUUAAUGUUGUUGACUUUGAUGAAAAAUAUAUUGUUUCUGCUUCUGGAGACCGAACUAUUAAAAUUUGGAAUACUUCUAACUGUGAAUUUGUAAGAACUCUCAGUGGACAUAAGAGAGGAAUAGCUUGUCUACAAUACAGAGAGAAUUUAGUUGUUUCUGGUAGUUCUGACAACACUAUACGUUUAUGGGACAUCGAAUCAGGUACAUCAUUGCGUGUUUUAGAAGGCCAUGAAGAGCUUGUUAGAUGUAUUAGAUUUGAUAAUAAAAGGAUAGUGAGUGGAGCUUAUGAUGGUAAAAUCAAAGUAUGGGAUUUAGCGGCUGCAUUGGAUCCUCGAACACCUAAUGCAUCUUUAUGCUUACAAACUCUAAUCAAGCACACAGGAAGAGUAUUCCGUCUACAGUUCGAUGAAUUCCAAAUAGUGAGCAGUUCUCAUGAUGACACAAUUCUCAUCUGGGACUUUCUUGGACCUGAAGUUCCAAUCAAUCAUUCAUCUCAACAAAACUCAUCAAAUUUAUCAUCUUCUAGAUCAUGCAUUUAUCCCGACGCUCCUGCAUCUAAUCCAUCUCAAUCUUCACCAUCCCGUUCGUUUUUGAACUCGUUCUUAACUCCAUCUAUUUCUCGUGUAUCGCCUUCAAGAUCUAUCUCGAUGUGUCCAGCUUCUAGACCUGUAAACUCUAUCAAUUGUGGUUAUUCUCCUCAAGAUGAACAAUGAAUCAAAUCAUCAUUUUUCCAUUAUUUAAUAUUGGAUACAAAGUAUCUUUUGUGCCCUUUUCCAUUCUAUUACUUGUUCCUUCUGUUUCUGGAUGACUUAUUUAAAUUGGCAAUUCCAAUGACAACCAUUAUGAUAAUUUUGAGCCUCAAAGAGAAGCAGCUUGUUGAAUUAAUUGUAACUCCUUAAUCCUUUUAGCUCUAUGGAUCACAGAAGUUUUCAGUCAAACUUCAAUUAAUCUUGGUUAAUAUUGAUUGCAAUUUCCACCUCCCGUCUAUAGUGUCAUAACUUUUAGGAGCAUGUAAAUUUAUUCAUAAUUUGUUAUGUUGACAGAUUACCCAGUGGCUGUCAAUCUUGCACCAGUAUCUCGUCUCGCGCCCUAACCUUCAUCAUAAUGAGCUAUCACAUUCACACAAUCAUAAACUUCGCGCAUCUAUCUGAAAUCAUUGUUUAAGCCUAACUCGGUUUUGCGUCUCAUUCUCUAUUCAUGUACAGCAGUAAACACCUUUACUACAAUCACUUUUGUUCUUUACCUUAUUCAUUAUCCACAAUCAUAUUUAAGAUAAUAUACCUUUUAUUGUAAAACCUGUCCAAUAACCUGUUUUACGGAAUUAAAAGU
Molecule: messenger RNA, 3879 nt
Organism: Tetranychus urticae (two-spotted spider mite)
Lineage: Eukaryota; Metazoa; Arthropoda; Arachnida; Trombidiformes; Tetranychidae
Product: beta-TrCP
Biological process (GO): intein-mediated protein splicing
Molecular function (GO): protein dimerization activity
Source: RefSeq, a predicted model, not a curated record